AUGACGGAAGCAGCGGUGGGCCAUCGAAUCAAUCCGUUCUCAAUCCAUCGCAGCAGCCAUGGAGACGGUGAUGAUGAGCCGUGGACGACAGCCGGCAUGCCCGGAAUGAUCCGCAAUCGCAUCCAACCGAUGAUAAUCUUAGGCGGUGUGGAGAAACGCCAAGCGGCCGGCGUGGCCAAGCGCAUGAAAAAGGAACGCAACGAGAAUAAGAAGAAGAAGAAGAUGGCCGUCAGGUUUGGACGGUGCAUUAAUGCGACCAAUAUCCCGCCGACUUUCGGCGCCCACCUGCGCGAUUUUAUGCACGCCACGUCCAUGCACGGCUUGAAGUACGCGGCCGAAAAGGAGGCCUCCUGGAUAGAAAGGUUUCUAUGGAUUGCCCUUUUCCUGGCCUGUUUCUGCACAGCUGUUUUCUUCAUCAUGCGCAUGUGGUCCAAAUGGGUUUCAUCGCCUGUUAUUAUUUCGGUGGAAUCGACCGAUUUCCCGAACUCGCAAAUCAAUUUCCCGACCGUUUCCAUUUGCAACGUCAAUCAAGUGUCUAACGCAAUUGUUUUAAGUUUAAUCAGCUCCAAGUUCUAUCGUGAUGCCAAUAUGAGUCGGGCCAACGUGCUCGACCUGCUGGGUGGUCUGAUGAGAGGAGGCGUUCCCGAUAGCGGUGAAGAUUAUCUAACGCAACUCGAGGAUAGCAUUCACAUCGGCAAUCUAACGUCGGCCAACUUGACUUUCUUCAUGCGGAACGUGGCACAGCCGUGCUCGCAGAUGUUGCUCUAUUGCGAGUGGCAGAGUAAGUCGGUCAACUGUUCCGAAAUAUUCCAGCUCGUGCCGUCCAAUCAAGGCUUCUGUUGUGUGUACAAUCUACAAACGGUUCAUCUUAAUAGGAAAAGGAACAGGGCCGUUCCGGUCGGCCAGCAACCCGUCAAGGCCUACGGUGAGGGCGUCCAAAUGGGACUGACGGUCCUGUUGGAUGCCCAAAUCGAUGACUACGCACUUACUUCAUCCUUUUUCCACGGAUUCAAAGUGCUAAUCCAUCAUCCGGAAGACCAACCUGAUCCGUCGACAAAGGGUUUCGCGGUAUCGCCGGGUAAUGAGGUGUACGUUGGUGUUACUGCCUCGUCCAUUUUCAGCACGGAAGACGUUCGGCUAUUGGCUCCGACUGCACGCAAUUGCCGCUACAACAACGAGAACACUUUAAACUAUUUUUCCCGCUACAGCCAAUCGAAUUGCUUAAUGGAACGUAUGGCGAAAACCAUCGUCCGGCAAUGCGGUUGCCUUCCCUUCUAUUUUCUAGUCGGUGACGAAGCUACUCCCACCUGCCGUUACAAAAAGAAACCAUGCGUUCAAUCAGCUUUCCAUGAUUUCUAUAAGAAGGAUGUCCACUGCCCGGUGAAUUGCAACACAACGUCUUACUCUGCAGACAUUUCACGCGGUCAAUUUCCUAAUGGCGAUUUCGUGUCGUCCCGAAUGGCUCGUGACAUUAAUCCGAACAUCAUCUCAAACGGAUCUUAUUUACAAAACAACGUGGCUCUUGUGCACGUCUUCUUUCGCGAUCGUAGCGGCAUCCAGUAUCGGAGGGACGUUCGUUACGAAUGGCAAGAUUUCGUCUCCGCUGUUGGAGGUUUACUGGGCCUUGGAGUGGGUUUCAGCCUCUUGAGCUUAAUGGAGAUCCUCUAUUUUUGUGGUUUGCGGUCCUGUCUACGACGUAAGCGCGCUUUUCUAGCUCCGGCACCUGUUCACCCUUUGAAUACAGUUAAAUUUGAUGUUAAGAAAUGCCAUCUACGGCUCCACACAUGAAUUCUAUACCGAAA
Molecule: messenger RNA, 1802 nt
Organism: Daphnia carinata
Lineage: Eukaryota; Metazoa; Arthropoda; Branchiopoda; Diplostraca; Daphniidae
Product: pickpocket protein 28-like
Exons: 12
Coding region: 1-1788 (595 amino acids)
Biological process (GO): sodium ion transmembrane transport
Cellular component (GO): membrane
Molecular function (GO): ligand-gated sodium channel activity
Source: RefSeq, a predicted model, not a curated record